Molecule: messenger RNA, 1492 nt
Organism: Magnolia sinica
Lineage: Eukaryota; Viridiplantae; Streptophyta; Magnoliopsida; Magnoliales; Magnoliaceae
Product: probable LRR receptor-like serine/threonine-protein kinase At3g47570
Exons: 2
Coding region: 1-1338 (445 amino acids)
Biological process (GO): protein phosphorylation
Molecular function (GO): protein binding; ATP binding; protein kinase activity
Source: RefSeq, a predicted model, not a curated record
AUGGAGCUCCCACCGACGAGCCUACCUGCAAUUUGGUCAUUUCUCCUCUGCACCAUCCUUCUCUCUUCCAUGGACGUAUCAUGGUCGUUGGGAUCUGCCUCUAACGUCUCCUAUGAAACCGAUCGUCUUGCUUUGAUCAACUUCAAACAUCUGAUAACCGACGAUCCUCUCCAAUCUUUGAGCUCGUGGAACCAUACUCUCCACUUCUGCCAGUGGAAGGGGGUCACAUGCGGUCGCCAACUUCCUCAAAGAGUUACCGCUUUGAACGUCAGUGGCCAGAGCUUGGUGGGCCCCAUAUCUCCCUACAUUGCAAACCUCACCUUCCUCAGGAUAAUCGAUCUUGCAGACAACAGCUUCCACGGGAUGAUUCCUGAAGAGAUCAGCCAGUUGUUCCGCUUGCGGCAUCUUAAUCUGUCCAGCAACAAAUUCACCGGAGAAAUACCAGCAAAUCUGACCCACUGUUCAGAACUCGAAAUCCUUGUUCUCAUCCGGAACCAGCUCACUGGGAGGAUUCCAGCUGAGCUUGGAUCUCUAUUGAAGCUCACCUCUUUGCUCCUUUCUCACAACAGUCUUACAGGAAUCAUCCCGCCUCCACUUGGAAACCUUUCAUCUCUCACUGUCCUUGUUCUCUCAAGAAAUAGUCUGGAGGGCAGCAUCCCAGAAGACCUUGGUCGGUUGGUGAGGUUAAGUACUCUUACCAUUGGUUUAAAUGAACUGUCAGAGCUCUAUAAAGCGACAGAUGGCUUCUCUUCUGCAAAUUUGAUUGGCGGUGGAAGCUUCGGUUCUGUAUAUAAAGGAAACCUUGAUCGAGAUGGAAUUAUUAUUGCAGUGAAAGUCCUCAACCUUCAGCAGCAAGGAGCUACAAGGAGCUUUAUGGCCGAAUGUGAAGCCUUGAGAAAUGUUAGGCAUCGGAAUCUUAUUAAAAUCUUAACUUGUUGCUCAAGCAUUGAUUAUAAGGGCAAUGAAUUCAUGGCUUUAGUUUUUGAGUACAUGCCCAAUGGAAGUCUAAGCAAGUGGCUGCACAGAGAUGGGCAUGAUCAGUUGGGGAGGAAUUUAAACUUUAUUCAAAGGCUAAAUAUAGCUAUUGAUGUGGCUAAUGCACUGGAUUAUCUACAUCACCAUUGCCAAACACCGAUCAUUCAUCGUGAUUUAAAGCCGGAUAACAUUCUCCUCGAUGAUGACAUGAUUGCUCAUGUGGGUGACUUCGGGUUAGCGAGGUUCCUAUCUGACGUUCGUCAAACCAGCUCAGUUGGCAUGAAGGGAUCUACUGGAUACAUCGCCCUAGGUAACUGUUUCAUCUAUUUUCUUUUAUUUUAUUUUCUUAAGUAUCUCCUGUGAAGUUGUAAAUUUUUUUUCAAGUAGUUUUCUAGCACACACAAACCUUAUGCCAGACUUGGGUGCCACAUGAUAUCUAACGAUGUCGUAAAUUGAUGUUGUGGCCCCUACCAUGAAGAUAACCAUUUGCAAAUGUGAGGUUGUUCCACUCAUAGUG